Messenger RNA from Durio zibethinus, 1227 nucleotides. The record is from RefSeq and is a predicted model, not a curated record. Lineage: Eukaryota; Viridiplantae; Streptophyta; Magnoliopsida; Malvales; Malvaceae.
AUGGCUACUUGGAAUCAUAAAAAAACCAAGCUUGGAUACUUCUUAUUCGUGUUUGUAGCUGUCUGUCACAUGUUCAACCAUGUUCAUGUGGAUGGAAGGUCGAUCUCAUCAUCUGAUGAAACCAUUAAGUUGGCUAAGCAUAAAGGAACAAUAAAAACAAUACAGAGGGAAGAUGGUGAUGUAAUUGACUGUGUUGACAUCUACAAACAACCUGCUUUUGAUCAUCCUCUCCUCAAGAAUCACACCAUACAGAUGAAACCAAGUUCAUAUAUUGGAGGAAUAGAAGCAGAAAAUUUCGAACCAAUGUUCAUUCAAGAUUGGUAUGAGAAUGAACAGUGCCCUGAAGGAACAAUUCCCAUUGUUAGGGCACAAAUACCCAAACCUCCUCGGACUCUGGCAUUUAUUCCUCCCAGGAAAGACCUUGACAAGGAUGAAAUUAAAGCUGAUCCUCCAAAAAACCAUGAGUAUGCUGAAGUUUCCGUGUUCGAUGGCAACUAUUUUGGAGCAGCUGCAUGGCUUAACGUGUGGAACCCAGCAACAUUUGGUAGGGAGUUUAGCUUAGCACAAAUUUGGGUUGUGUCAGGGGAGGAAUUUAGUGAAUACAACACUAUCGAGGCUGGAUGGAUUACUAAGUCAGGCCAGAAACAAACAAGAUUAUUCAUUUACUGGACUGUAAGUUUGCUUGAUCCGUCCUGUCUGAUGUCUAGCGAUGGCUAUCAAAAGACAGGAUGCUAUAAUCUUGACUGUCCUGGAUUUGUGCAAACCAGCAACAAGGUGGGCCUUGGUUCGGUUUUACAACCUAUUUCCACCUAUGAAGGCAACCAAUUUGAAAUGCACAUAUAUAUACACAAGGACAAGCAAAGUGGAAACUGGUGGUUGACGAUACAGCAAAUAGAUGUAGGAUACUGGCCAGGCUCGAUCUUCUCAACACUAUCCGACAGGGCUGAUAGAUUAAGUUGGGGUGGAGAGAUUGUUAAUUUACAAUCACAAGGCCAUCACACCUAUACUCAAAUGGGAAGUGGCCAUUUUCCCAGGGAACGCUAUACCCAAGCUAGUUAUAUCCGAAAUCUUAGGUACACGAAUGAGUCUGGAUUUAUGAAAGAUGUUGAAAAUGUCCUGCCAUAUGUGACAAGGCCUGAAUGCUAUGAUUUACAGAUGGGAGGCAUGCAAAAUUUUGGAACCCAUUUCUUUUUUGGUGGCCCUGGAUAUUCUGAUAAAUGCAAGUAG